AAUCGUAGAGCAAAUUGUUAAGCUUGCACAUCUCGCUGGGUGCGGCACAAAAAAAAAGGUCUUCUGUUAAGGAGAUUGAAUGUUUCGUAUUGUAAACUAAACGCGUUAUACAAGUGCGUAUUCUCAUAUUCCGAGAAGGAAAGUACUGCUUGAAAAUACUUUUAACAAGAAACAUAAGUAAUGUCUGGUGAUUUAGAUCGGCAGUAUAAACUUGUUGUUGUAGGAGGAGGUGGUGUUGGAAAAAGUGCACUAACCAUACAGUUCAUUCAAUCGCAUUUUGUUCAAGACUAUGAUCCAACGAUUGAAGAUUCUUACAGGAAACAGUGUGUAAUUGAUGAUAAAGUUGCACAUUUAGAUAUUUUGGAUACAGCUGGGCAAGAGGAGUUUAGUGCUAUGCGAGAGCAAUACAUGAGAACUGGGGAGGGUUUUCUUCUGGUGUUUUCAGUUACAGAUAGAUCCAGCUUUGAUGAAAUUCCAAGAUUUCACACUCAAAUUUUAAGAGUUAAAGAUAUAGAAGAAUUUCCCAUGAUUUUAGUGGGAAAUAAAUCAGAUUUAGAAAAUGAAAGAACUGUUUCAACUGCUGAAGCACAAGAGUUAGGAAGAAAGCUAAAAGUAUCUUACUUAGAAUCUAGCGCAAAGCAAAGAAUUAAUGUUGAUGCAGCAUUUCAUGAUUUAGUUCGAGCCAUCAGAAAUGCAAAUAAAGCAUCAGUCGAACCUCUACGAAAAAAAGAAAAGUCAAGGAGAUGCAUUGUUCUUUAAUUUCAUCUUUAUUCUUAUUGCUUAUUGCAUAGCUUCAUAAAUCGUCUACCGUUGCUCUAAUGCAUGCUUUAAAGACCAAGAAUUAUUUGCACUAUAUUCUUCGGCUGUGUAGCAAACGGACAUAAAAUUAUUAUUCGCUCGAUAUAUAUACUGUAUAUUGUACCUUAUAGGACUUCUCGAGUGCAUUUUAAAAAGAUCUUUCUUCAAAUUAAAUUAACAAUAGUCCAAUUUCAUUUUUCAUAAUGUAAAGCAUCAGAUUUCAUUUCUUCUCAUUUAGUAUUAUUAGUUUUGCUCGAGAUUAAAAAUUACGAAAUUAUGUCUGAUGAAUUGUGUGCCAUAAAUUGUAAUCAAAGUACUGUAGAUUUUUUUGUAAAUAUAAACUAGUGGGCGAGUAA
Messenger RNA from Hydra vulgaris (swiftwater hydra), 1154 nucleotides. RefSeq names its product ras-like protein RAS2. Lineage: Eukaryota; Metazoa; Cnidaria; Hydrozoa; Anthoathecata; Hydridae. Gene Ontology annotation, molecular function: GTPase activity; GTP binding; GDP binding. The record is from RefSeq and is a predicted model, not a curated record. Gene Ontology annotation, cellular component: plasma membrane. Gene Ontology annotation, biological process: Ras protein signal transduction.